AUGGGUUGCCUCCUUCGGCACCACCGUAGACAGGAUCAAAAAUUUUCCUUAACUCCUGUGGACGACCGUUCUCUGCGAGGACCUGGCUUGCUUAAAAGAGGAACAAGUACGACGUCUGUAGUGACAACGUUGGCACAAGGCAUUGAGUGGUUGAUUCCAAUCCAGAUCGCGAACAAAACGUUUAAUGUGCAAUUGGACACCGGAUCUGCCGACUUAUGGUUGUUUUGUGACGGUGCUAAAGUGGGGUCGGGACAUGAUCUGUACAACCCAUCGACAGGCACAAAACUGGAUGGGUCCUCAUUCGAUGUGAAGUACGGCUCGGGUUAUGCCAAGGGCGACGUUUACAUGGAUCGAGUUACAACUGGAAGCAUCACAGCGAACCAAGCUGUCGGGUGCGCUACCAGCGUAGACGCAAAUGACGCUGCGGACCACGGGCUGGAUGGUAUCAUGGGCGUAGGAUUUAACAGUGGCAGCAAGUCGGUCAACAACGGCCACCCACAAAGCCCCUCAGCAACAAAAUCCGCAUUGAACGCCGUUAGUACUAAAAGCGGCGGGUUCUUGGGCCUUUUCCGAUGGGGCCAUCCUGAUCCACAAAUGACAUUUAUAGAGAAUGCGUACCCGCAGCUGGCAGAGGGUCUCUUUACUGCCGACCUUAAUUAUAAGCAGAAGGGCGUGUACAAUUUUGGCUACAUCGACCAGGCGAGAUUCAGCACUCCAAUUACCUAUAUGCCUGUUCGUAAUUGGAAUUAUUGGAUAGUGGAAACCAGCGGGUACGCCAUUGGCACCAACGCCUCGAAGUCUGAUAGUUGGAAGGUCCUGAUCGAUUCCGGCACUACCAACCUCCUGUUGCCCCCCGCAGCCACACUCGAAUAUUUCUCCGCCGUUCCCAGCGCAAAGCUAGUAUCUACCGGCAACUACCUCGUACCCUGCGACCCGGCAGCCGCCAAGCUCCCCAACCUCACCAUUACCUUCACGCCCCCGCAGCCAGUAAGCACCCUCGUGCAACCCGGCGGCUCCGGCGGCAUCAGCACCAAGCCAUACCAGGCCGUCAUUCCCGGCGAGUACAUCAUCGGCAACCCAACCGGCAACAACGACGGCAUGUGCCACGCCGGCAUCAACAACGCCGGGAGCGGCCAGGCGUGGGAUGCUAUCCUGGGAGACGUGUUCAUGAUGAGUCAGCUGGUCGUCUUCGACCUUGGUGACGAGAACGGAAGUGUGGAUUCGAAAUACCCUUCACAUGGCCAGAUUGGCUUUGCCCCGAAACCGGUGGGGAAUUCCUCACAAGUUUGAAAGAAGGGUGUUGUAGGUAGGUGAGAGGGGAUUCUGUUUUCAUGGCGUUCAUGGUAUCCGAACAUUGGGAUUUCGGACAUUGGGAAUAAAUAGCUGGAAGCACAAAGAGCAGACCGGUGUCUGGUUCAAAUGGUAUUUAGAUUGCUUCAAAUUCGGGUGCUUGUAUAUUAAUGCAUCUAUACC
This is a messenger RNA of Amorphotheca resinae ATCC 22711, 1473 nucleotides long. RefSeq lists its product as hypothetical. Gene Ontology annotation, biological process: proteolysis. Gene Ontology annotation, molecular function: aspartic-type endopeptidase activity. The transcript is spliced from 5 exons. The coding region runs from base 1 to 1290 and encodes 429 amino acids. Lineage: Eukaryota; Fungi; Ascomycota; Leotiomycetes; Helotiales; Amorphothecaceae. The record is from RefSeq and is a predicted model, not a curated record.